This is a messenger RNA of Polypterus senegalus (gray bichir), 9732 nucleotides long. RefSeq names its product ninein (GSK3B interacting protein) (gene nin). Gene Ontology annotation, biological process: centrosome localization; centrosome-templated microtubule nucleation; microtubule anchoring at centrosome. The record is from RefSeq and is a predicted model, not a curated record. Gene Ontology annotation, molecular function: calcium ion binding. NCBI's taxonomy places the organism in Eukaryota, Metazoa, Chordata, Cladistia, Polypteriformes, Polypteridae. Bases 639 to 6641 code for a protein of 2000 amino acids. The transcript has 29 exons. Gene Ontology annotation, cellular component: pericentriolar material; centriole; ciliary transition fiber.
UUUCUUUUUUUCCGGAGAACGGUCGCGGUGACUAACUUUUCGGCCGGGAUUGCAGUGAACACCACAGACCGCUGGUUGAUCUCACUUGGACAAUUCUGCUGUUGCUCUCAUUUCCUGGCCUUUACAAACUGAGAAGUUAUGUCCCAAGAAAGGCGGGGCCAAGUUUGUCAGGCCGUUUUAUGACAAAGCUUCGCGGGGGGACACGUUUGAGGGGUCAGUCAGCUGGACAGUGACGAUGUGAUUACCCUACUCAAACCCCCCGCUGUUUCCUUUAACACGGAUCUGCCACAAAAGCGGUUUCCCCAGCGGAGCGCUCGCUUCUCUCCCCCGUUGUUUAACUAAUCUGAGCGCGACGAGCUCGGAUUGGCCGUCCAGCGAAGCGGCGUCAGGCUCGCCCUCCUUUUCAAAAUCAUAACGAGCCGCGUCCGAAGAAUCGGGAGCAGAGAAAUCAGUCCAGCAAGAAAGUAAAAAAAAAUAACACACAACGCAGCGCGGUCUACGGAAGCCGGACCGGAUAACUUGGCUGCUUUUCCCUUUCCGUUGCACGGGGGAACUUGUUGAACGAGAAGCCGGCGAGGGCACAUCUGAAGAGGUGGACGCGCGCUGCGGGUUGGGCAAGGGCAGUGUUCUGCUAUGGGAUGGAUGAAGCCCAGCAGAAUCAAUAUGAGUUGCGUUUGAAGGAAGUCUUUGACACAUUUGACUCCAGUAAUUCUGGUUCCCUGUGCCUAGAGGAGCUUUCUGAGCUGUGUCAGGUACUGCAUCUUCAGGAAGUUGAACCUCUCUUAUUGGAGGCUCUACUGACAGAAACAGACAGCAAAAGCAGGGUUAAUUUUGAGGCAUUCAAAGAGGCCCUGAUUUUUGUACUAACAACAACUAUAGAAGCACAGACGUGCACGGAAGAGGAUGACCAACAGCAGCCAGAGUCUGUAGAAGUUGAUCCCAAGUUUGUGAAGGAUGGCAAGCAUUAUGGCCGCCGGUCGGCACCUGAAUUGGGAGAGUUGGCAGAGGGCCUCACUGAUAAAACCCUUCCACAUGGGAUUCAGGAAAACGGUAGUCCAUAUACCCCUAAUGAUUGUGAGAACCUGAGGGCUCUCGAGCACAGAAGUGAAGAAUAUGAAGCUGAAGGUCAGCUUCGGUUUUGGAAUCCUGAUGAUCUGGGUGCCUCAAGAACAGGUGUCUCCUUAUCUACUGAUGGGCUGGAAGAGCACUUGGCAGAAGUCUUCAAUGAACUAGGAGUCUCCUGCAAUGGAUAUGCCAGCCACAAGGAACUGGUGCAAGUGUGUGAGCGUCUGGGGUUAGAGACCCUUGAAGACUCCCUGGUGAAUGUGGACAACAAUGGAACUUGCAGCGUGAAGGAUUUCAUCUGUGCCAUCCUGAGAAAUCGUAAGCCACCCACCCCCUCUGCAUCAACUCCUUACAGGCAGUUAAAAAGGCACCUCUCCACACAGCCAUUUGAUGAGAGCGGUAGACGUACAGCCACCCCGUCUGCAAUGGCCAGCACAAUUGGAUUACGCCUCUUUUCCAGCCUGGAUGAUGGGUCAGGAUACACUCCGGCUGAUCAGGUUAUGGAUGCCUGGCAAGAAGAAGGCAUUGAUAACAGCCAUGAAAUACUGCAGGCGCUGGACUUCAAUACUGAGGGGAAGGUGAAUCUGAGCGAGUUGACAGUUGCCCUUGAGAAUGAGCUUCUUAUCACCAAGAAUGGAAUUCAUCAGGCAGUGCUGGCAAGCUUUAAAGCUGAGAUCCGUCAUCUACUGGAGCGUCUGGACCAUGAAGUCAGGGAGAAGGAGAAGGUUCGUAAUGAUCUUGACAAGGCCGACAAGUUCAAGACACAAAUGGCUACAGAAGUAGACGAGCACCACAGUGCACUUGAACGCCUUAAUGACUAUAACAUCAGAAAGCUAAGUGAGGAAUAUAAAGAAAGGUUGGUUGCAGUGAAGGCUGAGCUGACAAAUGAGAGAGAUGUGAUCCUGCAUCAGGCGAGCAAACACCGGCGAGAUCUGGAAAAAAAAAUUGAGGGGAUGAAGGAGGAGGAGGCAUAUCUCAGAGACCGUCUGACUCUUGCUUUUAAGGAGAAUAGUCGUUUGGAAAUUGAACUCCUGGAGAACAUGGAUAAGCUAAUAGAAAGUGAGAAUCUGGCCAGCAAACUGCAAAAGAAUUUGGAUAGCAUCUUGAGUGAGCGGUUUGGAGACCUGGAUCCAAGCAGUGCUGAAUUUUUCCUUCAAGAAGAGCGGCUUAGAAAGAUGAGGGCCACCUAUGAAGAGCAGUGUCGAGAACUGCAAGACCGGAUUGAUGAGCUGCAGCUGGAGCUGGAGGAAUACCGCACCCAGAGCAAGGUCUUCCGCACUCCAGUGAAACAUUCCUUGUUAGAAGAAUUUGAUACGAAGAGUGAUGGCAUUAAUCUAGAUCCAGAUGUUGGUUCUGAGGAGGCUCACACUUUAAAUAUCAGUCUCGAGGCCGAGAUGAUGAUGGAGCAAAUGAAGGAGCACCAUCGCCAAGAUGUGGCUAGCAUUCAAAAGGAGUUGGAGAGCAAGUUUGAAAAUAAGUUGGAGGAAAUAGAGGCUGCACACAAGUUACAGUUGCAGAACUUGGAACGGCACUGCCAGGAGCAGAAAGAAGAAAAUGUCCAGGCUCAGUCCCUAGUUAAGGACUUGUAUGGCCAGGUUGAAACUCUAAAUGUUCAACUAGAAACAGAAAAGCAGCUGCAAGAACAGGAAAGAGAGAAGCUAGUGAGCCAGGUCAAAGGUGAAAUUUCAGAGCUGGAGAAACAAUGGUCAGAGAAGGUGGGUACAGCUCAUGCCCAAAUCUCUGAAUUGCAGCAACAGCAUGCAGAAGAAAUGAACCAGUCCAAGACUGAGAUUUUGGAAUUGGACAGGAAGCACAGAGAGGAGGUAGCCAAUAUCCAGGCUGACAUAUCUAAGCUAGAGAGAGAGCAUGCAGAGGAGCUGAGACUUUCACAAGCCCAUAUCUUUGAGAUGGAAGAAAAAUGGGAAAGGGAGAAGCAUGCACAUGCUACAGAUAGGGCAGAUCUAGUCAAACAGCAUGCAGUAGAGGUAAGCCAGCUAGAAGCUCGGAUCGCUGAACUAGAGAGGUGUCAUGCAGAAGAGGUGAAGCAGUCAGAAGCUAGAAUUGCUGAACUAUCCUUGGAUUUGCAAAAAAUGGAGCAGACCUAUCGAGUUGAGAUGGCCAUGCUGGAAAAAAAGUACAUGGAAGAACAAGCACGUUUGGAAAAGCUGAGUGAUGAAUAUCGGAGAGAACAUGUGGCCGCUGAACGUGACAAACUGCUUGCAGAACUGGAGUUAAAAGAGGAACAAUUCAUGAAACAGUUCAGUCAUGAAAAAGCCUUGCUUGAGCAGCAGCAUGUUAUGGUGCUUGAAGAGUUGAAUGCAAAACACUGUGAAGAGAAAGACAAGCUAACUGGAAUGCUAGAGAAGCUUGAGAAGAAGCUGCAUGAUGAGAGGAAUAACCUGGAAAGACACUUUAACCAAAUGAUCCAAGAGGUGGAGGCAAAGUACUUAUCUGAACAGCAUGCAUUUUCUGAGAGCUUCAAGACAGAAGUCAGUAAACUGAAGGCAUUCCACAAACAGGAGCUGCAAGAACUAACUCAGCUACAUGCUGAGGAGAAAGCACAAUGGGAAUUUGAAAAAGAGGAAACACUUCAGGAAUGUGAACAACUUCAGGAGGCUCUGCAAAAAAAGAUGGACCAGGAGAGGAAGGUGCUGUAUGAGAGCCUUGUUCAGGAGAAAGAUGCCCUAGAAAAGUGCUAUGAGGACAGGCUUAGUCAUGUGGUUAAUCAAAACCAACAGCUUCUGAGUGAGCUGGAUGCUCUGAAAGCCUGUGGACAACUUAAACAUGAAGAGGCACUGCAGCCACUUGUGAUUAAUGAGUCACACGGAUUACUAAAUGUUAAAGAAGAGCUAUUGACCAAAGCAAAAGAUCAAGUCCUAACAAGAAAUGAACAACAACAGGAGGCCACUGAAGACUUUGAGCAGAAACAAGCCAGUCCUCUGGCUUGGCUCCAUACCUUUGAUCAAAAAACAAACACUGUGUGCAGUGCUGAACAUGAAUCCUGGGAACAACAGUGCCAGACAACUGCAGAGAUCUGCACCUUUGAGAGCAGAAUUGGAGAACAGCAAACCAAAGCUCCACCUUUGAAAAAGCUACAGGAAGAGCACAAAGAUCACAAACCCAAGAACUUUCACAUGACACCUGAACCAUCACAGUAUGAUAAGACUGAGCAGGAAAGUGGUGUCAAGUUACUUGAAGUACAAGAGAACAUUUUAAUUGAAGAUACUGGAGUCGCAACAAGUAUUUGUGAUGGGCAUAGUACCUCUUCUGGGACAAAACUACUUGACAGAGAUGAAACUCCUAGUGCUGAUGAUGUUGAUGCUCUUCAAGAAAGAAUCCAAGCACCAGGACAAGAGAUGGGAACCAUUCCUACACUACAGAAAGAACUAGAAUGUGCUUUUCAUGAGUGCGACAAGUGCCAUGUGAAAGUUUCUGAAUUAACUGUAAAAGCUGAAGAACAUGAGCAUCAGAGUAGCUUCUUGGCUACUCUGCAAUUGCAAUUGAAUUCUACCAAUGAGGAGAACCUGCAGCUUAAGUUGCAGCUUUCCCACCUUCAGGGAAGGAUUAGCAAAUUGCAAGCAAGCUUUGAGGACAGAAUAAGAACAACCAACCUAGAAAACCAGGAAUGUCACCAAGAAAUCUCUGGAUGGAUUAAAAGAUGUGAAGAGCUAAACUGCAAAGUCCUACAGUUGUCUACUGUUCAGCAGAGCUAUGAGGAGAGAACCCUAGAGAACCACAUACUGAAACAGGAGCAUGAAGUUCUUAAGCUAUCCAGCCAAGAACUACAGGAAAGCAUGGCAAAACUUGAAGAUCAGCAGGCCAAAGAGACAGUAGUCAGGCUGACCAAUGAAAAUACCCAGCUAUAUGCUCAAGUGAUGGAGCUGAAAAAGCAAGGAGAGGCCCUCAAAAUCUUGCACCCUCAGGUGGAAAUGGCCGAUAUGAAUACCCAGAAGGAUGAGAGUUUUCAGGAUCUUAAUGCACAGCUGUGUUCCAAGAUCCAGGCAGUGUCUGAGCUGGAAGAAAGCUGUACUGCUUUGGAGUGUGAGAACACGCGGCUGAGAUCCUUGGUGAGUGACCUCCAAGAGAAACUCCAGGAACAGACUAAAAUCUGCAGGCUUGAGGCCAGCAGGUUAGCAGAACAAAAUAUUAGUCUAAAGGAAGAGCUUAAGGAGAACCACGACUUGGCACUGCAUUCACUAAAGGGACUUGGUGGAACCCAAGAGGAAAUUCUUUCCACAGUAGAAAAGUUAAAGGCAGAGAAGACUUCAGCAAAAAAAAUGGUGGACACCUUAAGGGCACAGCUUGCAGAAGUCCAAACUCACAGCGAACAACUUCAAAGGGAGAAUGCUGAGUUGUCUUUUAAGAUUGGUCAGCUUUUGAGACAUAGGGAGAAACGAGAAAGUGGACGACGUGGGCACAGCCAUCACCUUGAGGAGAUGAACAAGGAAAAAGAUGCUCUUAUUGCUGAGCUUGGAAGUGAGAAAAAACAGAUAAUCUCACGCUUGUCUGCCCUGGAGGUAGAGCUGUCAAAGGUUCAAGAGAGGAGUGUGUCAUUGGAACAAGAGAAGACCCGGCUUAGCCAAGAGCUGUUUGCUGCUAAGGAACAGCUUGCCAAAGCCAUCCAAAUGCAGAGUGAACUAAGCAACAAGAAUGAAAAACUGAGCAAGGAGAAAGAAGUUCUGAGUGAAGAGUUGAAUCGCUGUGUAGAUAAGGUUGCAAAAGCUGCUUCCUUGGAAAGCCAGCUUGCUCAUCUCAAGACGGAUAGGCAAGCUGCUGAGCAGCUUGUGGGAAUUCUGAAGAGUCAGUUGUCCACUUCUCAGGAGAAGGUACAUAGUCUAGACGAAGCCCUACAGAACAGCAACUUGCAGAUGUCGCGACUAAAGUCUGACCUGCGUGUCUCCCAGCAGGAGAAAGAGACACUCAAACAUGAAGUAAUGUCCCUGCACAAACAGCUGCAGAAUGCCAAUGACAAGAACCAAGUUCUGGAGCUGUCACUACACUCUGCAGGAUAUCAGAACCAGCACAAAAAACUCUACUGGGAUGACCUGACAAGACUGGUGGAGCAGGAGCAGCAACUACUGAGGCAGGAAAAUGAGAGGCUUCAGAAGGAGAUGCAGAACACCAAAGGAGACCUGCAACAUUCAAGGGAAAAGAUCCGGCAGUUAGAAGCUGGCGUCCUGUCCCUGAAGCAACACAAGCAGCACAACCAGAGUAGCCUUGUGAAAGUACUUGAACAGGAGAAGCUCGCCCUGCAAAGAGACCUGGAGCAAAUGCGCAAAGAACUUCUGGCUGCUAACAGGAAGCUGAGUGACCUGAGCGACAGUGUUCAGGAGGUUGAAAACCUGAAGAUGGAAAAUGAAAACCUACGGGUCAGGCUGUCAAGAAUGGAGAGAGAAUUUCUUGAGACCCAACAGUAUAUCCAGGCUCAGAACAGGUUGCUACAGACAGAACGCAGAGGAGCAUCGAGGGCUCAAGAGCCAGCCAGCAUGGGACCUGAUCUCAAUAUGCAGCAGGGGGCUCUUCCGGAGCAGCGAGCAGUGCACACAGACACAUACCGAAGGAUUGGCGGACUGUGAAGGCACGGCAAUGUUAAGAAAAUUCUCCCGCCCCCCCACACCACACACAUACCAGCACCUUGCUGCUUUUAAUCAUCUGUUCAGACUGAAGCUAACCUGGAUACUGCAGACUCUCCAGUUAGAUGAAGGUUGAGAAGCAUGCUGUGUUGAGAGCUGCAACGGGCCUCCUGGACUGGGAUCGGCCAGAACAGACUGCAUGACUGGGAAAAUCUUACAUUUUUUUUCACCCACAAGAUUCUUUGGUAAAUGAAUGCAAGAGCCUACAGAAAUCUGGAAUGUGUUUUAACUUCUGGAGCCAUUUGUAAUUGGUAAACCGGUAAAGUGGCCGUUAUUUGAAAUGAGACCAUAUUAAUUAUUCGUUUUUAAACAAAGUUCACUUUUUUGUUUUUCUCGUUGAGUAAAUAAUGAAUCUGGUUCUCAACUCUAUGCAAAGCAUAGUGCUUUAACGCAGUGGUGGGGCUGGAAAAAUAAAUCGGUGUUAACUUUGGCAGGGUAAACUUGUCACGUUAAAGCUGGAGCCAGCAGAGGUAGGACUGGUAUGACCCCAAUAUGAUUUUUAAAUAUCUGUGGACUCGGCUUUUGUUAGCCUGUGAGAGCCCCCCAAAAACUUAUUAGCAGUGGCAGCUCAUCUCUUUGUCCACCCUUUGGGGGCAUAUUGGUAUUUUGCACUUUGAGACUUGUUAAAGUGAAACCAAAGGCAUUUACUGUUUUUCCCUCCCGUAAGACAUAAAACAGUAGCAUAAUCUUCACUCUUUAAAAGCUGAAAAAUUACCACAUAUGGGUUAUUCUGUAUCAUAUCUUGCUUGCAUCUAAAGAUUAUUUUAUGUCUUUUAUUUAUUGACUUAAUUUUGACAGUCUUCGUUUUUAUGUCCUAUUACAAAGUUAAAUCAUAAUGUAUUAUCUGUUGGCUGAGUGCUUGACAUGGCGUGGCUUGAUACUAAAGGGUCAAAACCACUUGUUAGAUAAAUGCAGUGUACUUAAAAACAUGGAUAACAUUUCUCAGGUUGAUGUAGUUUAGUCAGUGGCCCACUCUCUGUGUCCAAGCCUUACAAACAGACCUUGUGAUUAAGGCACUGAAUCUUGUGUUUUAACAUUUUGGUACCUUUUCAUGUCUUUAGGCUCAUCCCUUUUUAAACAAACAAAUGUAUGGAUCGAAGCCAGCAGGUCUACAAAGUAAUAGAUCUCUUCUUACCCCAAUUAGAUUUGGCCAGAUCUGAAGAGUCAUUAUUUCAGGGUAUCGGCAACUCAGUACCUAGAGAUGUGCUGGGGUGCUGGUUCAGGGUUUUCAGAGAAUAAUCCCAAGCCCCUCAGAUAGUACAGCUUUCAGUGAACAAACCAUGAUGCAUUCUCAUGUAAUCUUCGAUUCUUCCCCUAGAUCUUGUGAUUUAUAUUAAGUUUCUUACUGCCCUGUCAUUUUUUGGUUUUCUGUUAAAAGUGAAUGUUUUAUUCUGACUGUUUGACAUUAUUAUUUAACAGUAUAUUGCACUAGGUAAAAAAAAAAAUCGUGUCCUUGUAAUCAGAGAGUGCUAGCAUCACACAUGAAUGUGCAUGUGUGGGCUUCUAUAAUACACAAAAAAUGAGGGCUUGUAUCCAGUAUUUUUAUAAAACUAUUUAAUAUGUACAAAAGUGUAUGUAUAUAUAGAAGGCAGAUGUUUUUAAAGCAUAAGUAAGUUUGUUACCUGAUGUACAGUUUAUGGAGACCUUAUUUAUUUUUGUUUGACUUGAUAUGACUGGAGUUGAGCUUCAGGUAAAAAAAAAAAAAAAUCCCUUUCUGGUACUACUGUGUUUGGCCACCAGGUGGCACUGGCAGCACUAUGAGGCACUUCCUGCUGAACUUUGUUGUUCUCUCACUGAUGGGCAGUGCAAAGUGAACAGGAGCAUGCCAUUGCUGCUUCCAGCUGCAGCCUUACCAGUUAUGAGCUGUAAGCUAACCUUUUUGAGUGUGGCGGUCACCACCCUCACUUGACUAAUUUCUGUUCUGAAUUCAGGCAUGUUUUGGUACAAGACAGAAUUUUUGUCUUCCCUUGUCCUUUUUAGAAUAUGAAUAAUUGGCUGUUUCAAUGGCUACAUUUGAAGUGAAGAGUAAAAGACUGUCACAUCUUUGUUUCUCAUGGUUUCUAAUUCUUUGAGAAUGUGAACAAUUAUAUUGGCUGUUCAUAAUCUACUAUACUAUGGUGGGCUGGUGCCCUGCCCGGGGUUUGUUUCCUGCCUUGCACCCUGUGUUGGCUGGGAUUGGCUCUAGCAGACCCCCGUGGCCCUGUAGUUAGGAUGUAGGGGGUUGAAUAAUGGUUGGUUGGUAAUCUACUAUAUUGCAACAUUAAGCAAAUAUUUUAAUGUUAGCCUGUCCCAAAUAACAACAGUAAAAAGAUUUUUUGAUAGGUUGUCUUGAGACUGGCUUGUAAAAAUUGAACCUUGGUAAUCUUUAUAUUCCUCCUCAAGUGUGAUGAUGCUGAUGAUAGUAAUGGAAGUAGAUCUUUCACCAGAGUUCUUUACAUUGUCCUUAAGUGUAACACAGGGUAGGUUGGAAGUGGACACCUUCAGCUUUUAACACAUAAGUAGUAAAUCAAUUUUGUAAAUGGUCUCAUUUAUCUAUUUUAAAAAUAUUUAUUACAGAGCUCCUUCAUUAGCCCUUUCCCUUACUUUUCCAAUGAGAAUGUGAUGGAGAUCUUUGAUGGAUCCUUGUAAGCAUAGGCAGAGUUUUAUCCACAUCCUCCAGGCUGAGUGGAAAUGCCUGUAUGAUCUGCACUAGCAUGCACAGAAUCACUCAAAGGAGGGCUGCGUUUACAAAGCUUCUUUUUAUCGUUCUUACUCUCCGUGCUUGUCUGUAUUUAGAUGUGCUCUCAUGUGUAGUGCUGUUGUAUAUUCAUGUAAAGUGCUGUGGAUUGUAUAUUUGUGUGUGUGUUCUUUUUUUUAAACUCUUUGUUUAUUUGUUAUUUAUUACUGUAAAAUGUGAUUUUUUUUCCCCCAUAUUUUAACUUUAUUUAAUUGUAAUUUAUUUUCUUUCUCACCAUAUUUCUUUUUUGCAUCAUGUUACUGUGAAAACAAGAAUUCUUUUUUAUUGUGAAGAGCAAUAAAGCAAUGGAACAGCUGA